AUGUCUACUACAACCGUGUCAGAUGCGUCCACAUCGGCAUCUGCAUCGACCUCCUCGACUCCCCAAUUGAUCUACACCCUGGUCGGGCACACCAAAUCCGCCACAGCCGUUUCUUUUUCACCAUGCGGUAAGCUACUCGCAACCGCCUCUGCGGACUGCACCGUCAAGCUGUGGUCCGUCGCCACGGGAAGCCUGCUGCACACGUUGUCCUCCCACACCUCUGGCGUCAACGACCUGAGCUGGUCGUCCGACAGCCUCUACCUGGCUACGGCAUCCGACGACCGCUCCAUCAAGAUCUUCAAUGUCGUCACGCAGGCGCUUGUUCGGUCGUGGGUGGAACAUACAUCGUACGUGUUGUGCUGCGCGUACAACCCGCAGUCGACUCUGCUGGUAUCGGGAUCGUUCGACGAAACGGUGCGCCUCUGGAAUGUGACGCGCAACAAAUGCCACCGCGUCAUCUCUGCGCACUCGGAGGCCGUCACUUCUGUCGCCUUCAACAGCGAUGGCACCAUGAUCGUCUCCAGCUCCUACGAUGGCUCCAUUCGACUAUGGGACACCACCACGGGAGCGUGUCUCAAAACGUUCGUGCACAAAGACCAGUCCCCACUAGGAGGCGUCCUCUUCACCCCCUCGAGCAACCAACUCCUCUGCACUAGCCUGGACAGCACCGUGAGAAUGUGGGACAUCUACAACUCAAAGAUCGUCAAAACUUACACAGCCCACAACAACGCCAAGCUGCCCAUCACCGCCAAACUCGCCCGCUUCCACCCUAGCUCUCCUACUACAGUACAUGACGCUGCCGAUUCCAGUGCGAGCGUACUAUGCGGCAGCGAGGACGGCAAGCUCGUCGUCUGGCACGUCCAGUCUAAAGAGGUGCUGGCUCAGUGGCAGGCGCAUAAGGAGGCUGUGGUGGCAGUGGCGGUGCAUCCGACAGCGAGGAUCGUGGCGACCGCCAGCGUCGAGCCAGAGAAUACGGUCAAGCUGUGGUACUUUGACCCUGCGACGAACUGA
Molecule: messenger RNA, 1011 nt
Organism: Sporisorium graminicola
Lineage: Eukaryota; Fungi; Basidiomycota; Ustilaginomycetes; Ustilaginales; Ustilaginaceae
Exons: 1
Coding region: 1-1011 (336 amino acids)
Molecular function (GO): protein binding
Source: RefSeq, a predicted model, not a curated record